CACCAGCGCUUCGUCAAGUUUACGAUCUGACAUGGCUCAUCACACUUCGCAUGUUUCGAGUGGUGAACGAACUCGAUGAUGGGUAUCAGCAGAAUCCUGGAACGUGGGAUCGUCGAGCUUUCUGCAGGCGUGUCCUGGCAAGAGUGAGUCCGGACUCUCCUACCAUGGAUGAAGGGUUCGGGCCACUCUUCACAAAACUUGCAACAGCCAAGCGUUUGUUGGCGGACGUGUGGGGACGAGAACGAGCAGAACACAGACGCGUUCAAAGGGCGAUAUCUGCUGAGGAGGUGGUGGCCCGGCAGGUCAACGGUAAAGAGCGGAUGCAGCGUUGUCAGCGGUCUAUUGGAGAUCCCGGUAGCGCGGAGCGUCGCCUGCAAGUGAAUCUCCUUUUAACUCCAUUAUCCCGAUUCCAUGAUGCACCUCGCCGACCAAACGAACGAGAAUGGUUGGAAGGCGUGGGCCGUGCAAGUUCCUCGUGAUCGUUACUACAUGGCCUGGUCAUUGCGAGAGUGUGGACUUCGUGACGGUCGACACCCGCUCUGCACGAUCCUCCGGGCGUUUGCACCUGAAGGCGCCACAGACGAUAACUGGAUGUUUGAUCUGGAGGCCCGAACGAGAGCGUUGAUUCAGAAAGGGGAACAGCUCCGAGCGGGUCUUCCCGAUGGCUUCUUUUCCGCGCAGAGACAGCGGGAUAGGAGUCUCAUGCGAUUCGCACCGGAAAGGGCGGCGUUGAUGCGACCCGCAACUGUCCUCGAAGGGCGGGGUAUAUUGAUCGACUCGCGGGGUCGCUUUACUCUCCGGUGGCUGCAGGGGACAACGCCGAUCAACCUCGACUUCAAAGUGCACAAGCAACUUGUCCCGGUAACCCCUACCGAGACAAGGUUUAUUCACUUUGUAGCAGAGGGUCUGGAGAUUCGCGACGAGGACGGCCUCCCUAUCGCAAAUCCUGGGUGCGGUGGAAAUACAAUUCUCCACGCGCGAGCUCGAGAUCUUGAAGCCCUUUGGAACGCUGAGCGCGCAGCCCUGGGGCCGGCCCCAGUGGCCCUUCCACCGCCUUCAAUCCCACCGGGCAGAGAAGCAUUUUCAUCCGGACAUCCGAGGAAUCGGAGUCGCGCGCGAGUCAGAUGGCAUCUCCCUCGGCCCAGGGCUCCGCUCGCCGAAGGAGAUGCCAUCUGGCUCUUGCGCGACUUUUGCAGGAGAGCAUCCGACGGGCGGAGUCAUACUCAUGGCCAAUCCGGAGUAGCUCCCCGACAGUUUGCAAGUGACCGAGAGAUCGUUUGCCGCACCUUUUCGCGAAUACCUCUCGCGGCGUUUGGAGCAUCCGUAUCACAAUUUCUGCAGCGGACUUCUUCAGGAUACAGGGCAAAAUGCGAAGCAACUAGUCAACAACGUGGAGUGAUUUUGCGAAAUAUUGGCAGAUGGUAAGAUCACUCGCCGUUACGGAGGCAAGGUGAAUCGCCCCCGACAACGGCAAACUGGGCCACCGACUAGGUCAUGGUAGGUCGGUAGAUGGCAGUGUUUAUAGGACUCUAGUCACGGAAUGUCACAUAGGAUGCGCCGAUGUCACGGUGGCGCAGCCGUGACAGCAAGCCACGCUGCGCCACACGAGCGCGCUUCCUAGUGUAUAUAUAACUGUCGACUAGUAGACCUCACUUAGUAGCACGUUUUCAUACCCAAAAAAAGGAUAUGGAUGUCACACAUACCUCCUGUAUGG
Fimicolochytrium jonesii is the source of this 1714-nucleotide messenger RNA. RefSeq lists its product as uncharacterized. The record is from RefSeq and is a predicted model, not a curated record. Bases 412 to 1425 code for a protein of 337 amino acids. The transcript has a single exon. Lineage: Eukaryota; Fungi; Chytridiomycota; Chytridiomycetes; Spizellomycetales; Powellomycetaceae.